AGGCCUGGUAGUAUUAUAGCAGAUUUCCGGCUGAAAUUUAACACAAGUGUUAGUGCCGAUGAAGCUUUGGCUCCCUUAAAGGAAGAAGCGGCCAAAGGGAAGCUUGGGAUCUUAGAGGUGGAACCAAAUUCUCUGAAGCUAAGAAACACUGAAAAAGGUUAGGUUUUAGUACCUCUUGAGUCCUAUGUAUUGAACAAACAAACAAACAAACAAACUCCUCCCUAGAGAACUUUAUUGAUCUUGCAUGGAUUGAAUGUCAACCGUACCUAUGCUCUAUGGGGAAUAAAACAUGUCAACCUACGUUGUCAAGGAUUUUUGUCAUGACUCGACGCCAGGCCAAACGAACGUCAACCCCUUCCAUGAAAGCCAUAUAAAAUUUAAGAAAAGCUGACAUUAUCUGUCGAUAGUAACACUUAAUUGGAACUUUUGUGGAAACUCCCAAGUGAUAUGUGGCGAUGCAAAGCGAGAAUUUUUUUUUUCUUGCUCCACAUAUUUUUUACACAUCAAAGAUUGCAGAAAAGGUUGUCUAUUUAAUCUAGCUUGCUAGAGUUUCAGAAGUUAAAGACUAUCAUUUUAAUUUAUAGAUCUCUAAACUAGAAGCAUAAUAACGUUCUGUUGGGAUGUUUGUCACUCACAACGGUUAAAGACAAUUUAAUCCUCUUAACAAAUCCAAGAAGUUAAUGAAUGCUGAAUAUAGUCAAGUACGGUGCCCUUGGACAAAGAGGAGAAUGCAAGGAGCCAAAAAAGUGUGCCCCCUUUUGAUUUAUUCACAUUCUUUUGUGCAGAUUUAAUCCAAUCAGAAGCCAGCUGGAAACUGUCCUCGACUUCUGAUUGGUUAAUGUCUACAUGAAAGAAUGUGAAUUAAUUAAAGGAGGCCUGUCACACUUUUGGGCUCCUUGCUGUAAUAUUAUAAUUAAAAUAAUAAUUAUCUUUUAAGAAAAAGAACACAAACAGCGGUGAUUAACAUAUUCAAUUGCAACUUACCAAUUUUUAUAAACUUCACGUUUUGUAUGUUACUCAACAUACAUUUUCAAAAGUACCGUUACAAUUUUGAAAACUAUACUUGUAUAAUAGUGAAAAUUAAAGAAUGGGACCGAGAUUAAACAAAAAACUUAACAAUUAAUCUAUAAAAAGAACCAACUAAUUAAUAAAGCAUCAGCUUCUCGCUACUGACGUUUACAUUGAAAGCUGGCUUCAGUUCCUGUUAAUGCAAUGCUACUUUGAUUUUACAGUGAUAAUCAGUUUUUCCCGAAGCUAAGAUAUCAAAAUGAUCCCACUUGAUGCUGUGUCCGGUGGUGUUGACAUAGUCAGCAACAGAGCUCUAAAGUGUGACGAAAUAAAAAAUUUAAUUUGUGAAAUUAUGGGAUUUGUCAGGAUAUUCUGAAAGAACAACACCCAACGUUUAUAUCCAAGUCAAUUUACAAGGAUUUGUAUGGAGUCAUCGGAGUAUAACUGGGCUAAUAUCUCAGACACAAUUUGCCCCGAAAUGCUAAGUUUUGGCCAGUAGACGUCAUGGGCGUUGUUCUUUCAGAACAUCUUGACAAAUCCCAUAAUUUCACAAAUUCAAUUUUUAUGAAGUCGUCACUUUAGAACUCUAUGGCUGAUGUGCGGUCCCAGUCCCUUUCACUAUUCUGUAAGUAAUAUAUUUUUAAUUCCUUUAACAGAAGAAAAACAAAAGGAAAAGGAGUCAUCCAGUGAGACCAAACUGCCAUUAAUUAUUGGUGUUUCUUGCGGUGUGUUUGUGGUCAUCGCAGUUUUCACAAUAUGUCUUGUUUACGUGUUCAAAUGGAAGCGAAGCACCCAAUUUGGCAGCAACAACGGUGUUUGGAGUGACAUGCCUGCCGAUGAGUGCAACUCAAGACGUGAGAAAUACGAACUGGAAGUCAAGUAUUCGAAGGACAAAGAACUGAUCUUGGUGGAAGAGAAAGGCAUUUCUAACGAAGGGAUGGAUUAA
Messenger RNA from Porites lobata, 1954 nucleotides. The record is from the annotation of a GenBank genome assembly. NCBI's taxonomy places the organism in Eukaryota, Metazoa, Cnidaria, Anthozoa, Scleractinia, Poritidae.